Nomascus leucogenys (northern white-cheeked gibbon) is the source of this 750-nucleotide messenger RNA. It is a transcript of the gene PRSS45P, whose product is annotated as serine protease 45. Lineage: Eukaryota; Metazoa; Chordata; Mammalia; Primates; Hylobatidae. The record is from RefSeq and is a predicted model, not a curated record. Gene Ontology annotation, biological process: proteolysis. Gene Ontology annotation, molecular function: serine-type endopeptidase activity.
AUGACCCGCCAUUGGCCCUGGGAGGUGAGCCUCCGGAUGGAAAAUGAGCACGUGUGUGGAGGGGCCCUCACUGACCCCAGCUGGGUGGUGACUGCGGCCCACUGCAUCCAAGGCACCAAAGAGUACUCAGUGGUGCUUGGCACCUCCAAGCUGCAGCCCAUGAACUUCAGCAGGGCCCUCCGGGUCCCUGUGAGGGACAUCAUUAUGCACUCCAAGUACUGGGGCCGGACCUUCAUCAUGGGUGACGUUGCCCUUGUCCACCUUCAAACACCUGUCAUCUUCAGUGAGUACGUGCAGCCCAUCUGCCUCCCGGAGCCCAAUUUCAACCUGAAGGUUGGGACGCAGUGUUGGGUGACUGGCUGGAGCCAGGUUAAGCAGCGCUUUUCAGUCAACUCCACGCUGACCCCAGAGCUGCAGGAGGCUGAAGUGUUUAUCAUGGACAACAAGAGGUGUGACCGGCAUUACCAUAAGAAGUCCUUCUUCCCCCCAUUUGUCCCCCUUGUCCUGGGGGACAUGAUUUGUGCCACCAAUUAUGGAGAAAACUUGUGCUAUGGGGAUUCUGGAGGGCCAUUGGCUUGUGACGUUGAGGGCAGAUGGAUUCUGGCUGGGGUGUUGUCCUGGGAAAAGGCCUGCGCGAAGGCACAGAAUCCAGGCGUGUACACCCGCGUCACCAAAUACACCAAAUGGAUCAAGAAGCAAAUGAGCAAUGGAGCCUUCUCAGGUCCCUGCGCCUCUGCCUGCCUCCCGUGA